UUUUUUUUUUCCGUUCUGAGGAAACGAAUACGCAAGUUUAGUAGAAGCAUUCAGCGCCACUCAUGCAUCACCAGUGGCACAUUAUAAAUUAUGCAUAGAUAUUUAUAUGUGUAAGGUUCUAUUCCGCCGAAGCCGCCAUGGACGACGGCUCUCACGCCGACCACCAUAACAAUCUCCACCGCCGCACCACUCAAACCCUAACCAGAGCUCAUGCUCUCACAACUACUGACUGCAACACCACCACCACGGCCAAUCUCGUCAACCACUCCUAUAUGGAAGAGAACGAAGGCGCCGGCGACGAAUCCUUCGACGGCGGCAGCUCCCGGAUGUGGACCACUUUCACUGACAGCUUCCAACAGGUGCAGUCGGUUUUGGAUCGGAACCGAGUUCUGAUUCAGCAAGUGAACGACAACCAUCGGUCCAAAAUUCACGACAAUUUGGUUAAAAACGUUUCUCUCAUUCAGGAAAUUAAUGGUAAUAUUAAUAAAGUCGUUUCCCUCUAUUCUGCUCUCUCCGUUAACUUUUCGAACAUGUGUCAGCAGCAGAUUAGUGGCAAAGAAGAAGCCGGAAAAUCUGAUAGCUGAAGAAUUUUUUUGGAACAAAAUUGAGUCCAUCAACUUUGCAAGGGAAUCACACAGUUUUAUUAUACUACGCAAAUGUUUUAUUUUUGUUCUUUGUGCUAAUCGUAUCAUUGUCUUGUGGAGAAAUUUGGAAGUAAAAAGGUGUGUGAAUGUUUUUCAGAA
Messenger RNA from Coffea eugenioides, 743 nucleotides. Its product is annotated as protein EARLY FLOWERING 4-like. Bases 138 to 584 code for a protein of 148 amino acids. The record is from RefSeq and is a predicted model, not a curated record. Gene Ontology annotation, cellular component: nucleus. NCBI's taxonomy places the organism in Eukaryota, Viridiplantae, Streptophyta, Magnoliopsida, Gentianales, Rubiaceae. Gene Ontology annotation, biological process: entrainment of circadian clock; positive regulation of circadian rhythm. The transcript has a single exon.